AUGGUCAAGGACGCGGCUACCAUCAAGAGCCUCACUGCCAGCACAGUGAAGUCCAUUGAGCUGAAUGAGCGCCAGGCGUGCGACGUCUUCUGUUUGCUCAGUGGCGCCUUCAGCCCCCUCACAGGCUUCAUGGAGGAGGCUGCCUACAACUCCGUGGUGAAGGACGCUGCACUGAAAACGCAGCAAGAGCUGGAGGUCGAUGCUGCGGCAAAGAAGCAGAAGGCCGAGAAAGAGAGGAUUCGCAAGCUGAUCAUCACUUUAGGUGAUGAGAACAAGAAAGUCGUCUCUCAAAUCCGUGGCCUGGCUGCAGCGCUGGAGGACGACAUUCCAUUGCAUGGUGAUCUCAUACGACGAACUCUGAUCGAGUGUGCAAAGUCCCUGCCUGUGAAGUCUGGUAUUUAUGCGGCCUGGCUAUCGAAGAUGGCCGAAAAGCACCCCGAGUGGUCUGCGAGUGUCGUCUCUAACUCGCUGGAAGAGCUCAGGGCAGCCAUCCAGGGCGGACGGACUGCUAACACCCAGUUGCUCCUGCGAUUCCUCGUGUCUUUGGCCAACACGGGUGUGGUCGGUGUCAAUGAUGCACUGGAGUUCUUGAAGGAGGUGAUGGGUUUAGGCCAGAACCUGCCACCAAACAAAGGAGGCGAUUUCGCCUGUUUCAUGGUACUUGCGCAGCUUCCUUUUCUCAGCGCCGCAGCCUACCAGCAGGGCAAGGACAAAGUCGAUGGGCUCCUGGCAGACGCGGCGAAGCACCUGCAAUCUCGAGAUCCCAAGUGGACAUCUUUGCUUCAAACCACGGAAGGGGCUGACCUCUCAGACAGGUUGGAGGAGAUCCACAAAGGCUUGCAAGGCCUGUCCUCAAACAGCUGGUCUUCACAGGUUGUUCUCCAUGUGCCUGGCACCCAAGCCGCUGCAGAUGGUGUGGCCGGGAUGCCGGACGUGAAGUUGGACAUGACGGCAGAGGACUUCGGCAAGACUCGGCCGCGGCAGCCAGUUCCAAUAGUUGCUGCGAAGCUUCUCACCUCGCAAAUGGAUGCAGGUGAGUCUCUGUCCAUCGCAGAUAGAUGGGUCUUGGAAGACUACGUGCUGCUCACCGUUGAGAUGUUCUCCAGCGAUGUGGAAGAGUGCAGCAAGCAGCUUUUGAGGAUACCGGUCCUACAUCCACACUUUGAAGCUAUAGUUGUGGAAAUCCUCUUCUGCCAAAUGCUGCAGCUGCCUGUGCCAAGGCUAGCGCCUCUAUUCUAUUUCCGGCUUAUGGAAGUAUGUGCUGAGAAGCAGACCUCCAUGAAGAAGCUGAUUGAUGCUGCUUUUCAAGCGUUGUUUCGGAAUUUGGAAGAUCUGGAUGAGGAUUGCCUGGAUGUACUUGCAGAUGCCUUCGCAUGUCGGCUGUCAGACAAUGCUUUCCAAGCAGAUUUCACCCUCUUGGUUGGGCCCAAGUCAACGGACCAGGCGAAGCGCUUUGCCCAGUGGACUUUGCAAAAGCUGCAGCGAUUGUUGGAGCAUACGAACAUGAUGUCAAAGCUGCCGGAGGCGCUGCGCUCCAUAGCACCGGCAGAGCCCAAGCCAGCCAGCGGGCUCCCCGUGGUCUCAAAGCCUCAAUUCGGUCGCAUGAUCAAUCUCGUGAGACUCAAGGAUGCGAAUGCAGAGAAAGUCAUGGAGUUUUGCCAGUGGCUCAUGAAGUCCGGAGACCAGGCCAAGGAUGACUCGGCCGGUGGAAAAGCAGAAGAGGACAAGGACGAGCCCGACGCGAAGCGGCAAAAGACGGAAGCUAAUCCUCAAGUCCAUGAGGAUUUCGGAGAGCCGCCUUUGGAGCCGUGGCGCUUGGAGGAGGUGGCUGAGCUGGUCCUUACUGUGAUGCUGCAGCAGGGUCACAAGACCCCCACUCACAUGGCAAAGAUCCUGGAUGGGCAUGUAGAGGUGCUGAUGAAGCUGAACCCUGAGGAUGAGUCUGCAGCCGACAGCUUCGGCAAGGCUUUGGCCAAAUGCGUCUUCGAGUUUUGGCGGGCAAAUGGGCAGCGGCUGGAGAUCACGAUCGAUUCUUUGCUGAACAGGAAGGUGCUUUCUCCUCGACCUGUCGCGGAGGUUGCACUGUUGAGCAAGGACCUUGAUUCCAUGCACAUACGCAACGUUCUGCACACCGCUGUCAGGAAAGGCCUGGACCGUCUGCAGUCAUCACGAACAGAGCUGGCUGUUGCAAAGAAAUUGGUUCAGGAAGAUGCCUUGGAGAAACGCCGGGCCGAGCUGGAGAAUGCAAUUCAGCAGGUAGCAUCUCUGUUCUUGUGCAUAUUCACUGGCUUGGUGAGAAACGUGGAGGACGCUCGCAAUGAUGCCAGCCUUUGCAAAAUCAGGCUGCGUAGAAUUGCAGCCGUUGGUCGCAGAUACCUCUCAGACAUCAGGCCGCUAGUGGAUGCUGCGGGGAGCAAGAUUCCCGGGGUCUCUAGCAACCCGGACAUCGCCGAAGUCUUCGCGACACUAGGCACCUUAUGA
This is a messenger RNA of Symbiodinium sp. CCMP2456, 2481 nucleotides long. Lineage: Eukaryota; Dinophyceae; Suessiales; Symbiodiniaceae. The record is from the annotation of a GenBank genome assembly.